GCGCUUUAUCAGUCUGCGUGUGGGAAGUCUGUUGAUCUUUCCCGGUAGGACACGGUUCGGCAGCGUAUGGUAAACAUGGGCAGCGGCGGGGCAGGGCUGCGUCGCGGGCCGGUUUUCAGCGCUUCCACGAAGUCUCCAUGUUCACGCCGUUGUCGCUGAGUGCUCGCCGCGCUCCUCGCCGCAGCGCCCCGGCCCGUCAGCUGCUGUUCCAUUGCGGGUCCGCAGAUGCGUGUUGUUCGUUCGGCGCUGCAGCGCUUCGCAUUUCCCACCCUGGCGUGGUAAAAACACUGAUGUACAUGGUGUGCGCCUUUGUGUAGUUGGCUUUACGCGGCGCAUAGAUAGAUAGGCAUUCACGUCGAUAAUUAUUUGUGCGUCGGUCUGAACGCGCUGGCGGGAGUGAUGGAGUGAGCGUGCAGGGGCGGUGAGAUCGAGCGCGUCCCCCCGUGUCCCUGUGUGUAUAAAUGAUAGCAGAUACAAUGACCCUGCUGUCUCUCCUGGGUCGGAUCAUGCGGUACUUCUUGCUCAGACCGGAGACCCUCUUCCUGCUGUGCAUCAGCCUGGCUCUGUGGAGCUACUUCUUCCACACGGACGAGGUGAAGACCAUCGUGAAGUCGAGCCGGGACGCGGUGAAGAUGGUGAAGGGCAAAGUGGCCGAGAUCAUGCAGAACGACAAAUUCGGCGGGCUGGACGUGAUGGACGCCGAGUUCUCCAAGACGUGGGAGUACAAGAGCAACAACGUGGCUGUGUACUCGAUCCAGGGCCGGAGAGACCACAUGGAGGACCGCUUCGAGGUGCUCACUGACAUCGCCAACAAGAGCCACCCGUCCAUAUUCGGCAUCUUCGACGGUCACGGCGGGGAAGCUGCCGCCGAGUACGUGAAGACGCACCUGCCGGAACUCCUGAAACAGCACCUGCAGGCCUACGAGAAGGAGAAGGAGAACAGCGUGCUCUCGUACCCUAGCAUCCUGGAGCAGCACAUCCUCUCCAUCGACAAGGAGAUGUUGGAGAAGCUCUCGGCCUCCUACGACGAAGCAGGAACCACCUGUCUGAUCGCCCUGCUGUCCGACAAAGAGCUGACUGUGGCCAACGUGGGAGACUCCAGGGGCGUCCUGUGCGACAAGGAUGGAAACGCCAUUCCGCUGUCACAUGACCACAAGCCGUACCAGCUGAAGGAGCGCAAACGCAUCAAACGGGCAGGGGGCUUCAUCAGCUUCAACGGCUCAUGGCGUGUGCAGGGUAUCCUGGCCAUGUCACGCUCACUGGGCGACUACCCGCUCAAGAACCUGAAUGUGAUCAUUCCGGAUCCCGACAUACUGGCCUUCGACCUGGACAAGCUGCAGCCCGAGUUCAUGAUCCUGGCAUCGGAUGGCUUGUGGGAUGCAUUCAGCAACGAGGAGGCAGUGCGCUUCAUCAAGGAGCGCCUGGAUGAGCCGCACUUCGGUGCCAAGAGCAUCGUCCUGCAGUCCUUCUACCGGGGCUGUCCCGACAACAUCACCGUCAUGGUUGUCAAGUUCAAGAGCAGCAACAAGGCUGGCGAGUAGUGAGGCUGCAGCAAGAUAGUGUGUGUAUGUGUGUGUGUGUGUGUGUGUGUGUGUGUGUGUGUGUGUGUGUGUGU
Molecule: messenger RNA, 1615 nt
Organism: Scleropages formosus (Asian bonytongue)
Lineage: Eukaryota; Metazoa; Chordata; Actinopteri; Osteoglossiformes; Osteoglossidae
Gene: ppm1lb
Product: protein phosphatase, Mg2+/Mn2+ dependent, 1Lb
Exons: 4
Coding region: 462-1541 (359 amino acids)
Biological process (GO): protein dephosphorylation
Molecular function (GO): protein serine/threonine phosphatase activity; cation binding
Source: RefSeq, a predicted model, not a curated record